UUGGCGGCGGUGCAAGAAGGCAGUUGGAGUUGGUGCCAACAGGGAACACGAGUCCCUAACUCCGGCGCAAAUGAUAAAGAAGCCUCAGGGCCAAUAUCACAAACACCUGGCGAACCAAGCAGUUGUCUUCGUAAUCAAAGACCUUCCAUUCGAUCUCAAUGGCCACACAAAACCCUCAUCUCCCCCAUGGACCACCGAAGCCGUCACGCACGUCCUCCGAUUCAUCUCCCGUUACACCCUUCAAUCUCCUCGCUCCAUGGGCCGCCAGAAGGCCUUCCGCCACCGCACCCCCUUGCGACAGCGCAACCUCAACGAAGAAUACUGCAAGCUCAGCAACAACACCCUCGUUCUGGGCCCCGCGGCCCACAGAGACCCUCACAAGGCCCACCUCGGGCCCGACAAAGCCCUCGAGUUCUUCGAUUGGGUUGAAAUCCGUUUUGCCUUCGCCCACACCGAAUACACGUGCCGCGAGAUGGCCUGCGUGUUAGCCCGCGGCAACAAACUCAAAGCCCUCUGGGAUUUCCUAAAACGCAUGUCGUCGAAGGAAGAAUGCGACACGCACCCGCUCGUGACCACUGCGACGAUCACAUGCUUGAUAAAACUCCUCGGAGAGCAAGGCCUCGCUAAUGAAGCAUUGCUCACUUUUCACCGAAUGAGACAGUUUCGUUGCAAACCCGAUGUUCAUUCUUACAACACGCUUAUCCACGCGCUCUGCAGGGUUGGGAACUUCACCAAGGCUCGGUUCUUGCUCGAACAAAUGGAGCUCCCCGGGUUCCGGUGCCCGCCCGACACCUUCACUUACACGAUUCUUAUAAGCUCCUAUUGCCGGCACGGCAUGCUCACUGGUUGCCGGAAGGCCACGCGCCGACGGUUAUACGAAGCUGGUCGUCUGUUCCGGUUGAUGCUUUUCAAAGGAUUGGUUCCCGACGUUGUCACUUACAAUGCUUUGAUUGAUGGUUGCUGUAAGACUUAUCGCGUGGGGAGGGCGAUGGAGUUGUUCGAUGACAUGAAGAGGAGGCGCGUGGUCCCCAACCGCGUUACUUACGAUUCUUUCAUUAGAUGUUAUAGUGCUAUGAAUGAGAUUGAUAAGGCUGUUGAGAUGUUGAGGGAGAUGGAGAGGUUGGGGCAUGGAGUUCCUAGUUGUAGUUCUUACACGCCGAUCAUUCACGCGCUUUGUGAAGUUGGUAGAGUUGUUGAUGCUUGGGGUUUUCUUGUUGAGUUGGUUGAUGGUGGUUCUGUGCCUCGAGAGUAUACGUAUAGGUUGGUUUGUGACGCGCUUCGCGUGGCUGGUGAGGGCGGCUUAUUGGAUGAUGAGGUGCACGAGAGAAUAAAGAAUGGUAUAUGGAAUAGGUACAGGCAAGUGGAGAAAGUUAAACCAAUUAUGUAUCGAAAGGGGUAUCCUGAGAUGAAGGAGCUAGUUUGAAUUCAUUUCUUAUGCGAAGGGACUGUUUGUUGAGUCGAAUUUGAAUUUGAAGUUGAAUUUGGGGUGCUGCUAGUGAGCUUAGUGAGAUUUGGAUUCUUCAGAGAAGCUGAUUCAGCCAUUCAACAUUUUCCGCAACCUCUACACAGGCAUUCUACAUUUUAUGACCCCCCAAUGAACUGAAUGUGACUAGCCUUUGAGAUUCUCCAUUGUGUGAUAACCAUUAGCCUUUCAGCGUUUGGGGAGGUGAGUCUUGACAAACUGAGUUUUCAGAUUGCCCUGCUCUGCAUAAUUGGAAACUAUACAUAAUAUUUUCUGUAUGCUUUAUAUCAACUCUGAAGGAAACUAUUUGUCAUAUAAAGUGCUUAAAGGUUCCCCUGCCUGCACCUGUGGAAACUCACUGGUUGUUUCAACUAUCAAAUUUCCUCUAUUGAAGUUAUCAUUGCUUUACUCUACAUUGCACUUUUUGGGGUCAUUCUUGGACAUGACGAUUAUCCAAAGAUAAUCAGAUGUAGUGCUUGUUAUAGCUGAUGAAAGUUCCAUUAAUUUGCUCUGCAUAUUUUCAACCCAAGGGACUACAUCUAUAUUCUUACCAAAAGAAAUUUCCAAUGUAAAGACUAAGUGUUAUCUCUUUUUUAUUUGUCUACUUAGUACUAAUUAAUUAGACAUUUUCACUCUUAAAUAAUGCUACUAUUUUGCUUUGAGUAAACUCUUAUUUUAGCCCCUCUAACUGUAAGUGUCGGUCAUUUUAUUCCCUAACUUUACAAAAGCCUCACUUUGAUCCCUGCUUUUACAAAAUUAUGUUCAGUUUACUCAUUUUUCAUAUAAAAUGACAAUAAAAAUGAAGUGAAAAAUGAUUACAAAGAAUGAUUUUUCAAUGCUUGACUGGAUCUUUCAAAACUGUCCUAUCUUUUAAAGUAAUCAAAUGUUUUGACUUUCCUAUUAGUAAAAAUAUAUCACAUUAUUUGUCUACAUCGACAGUUUUCAACGUUAUUCGACAUAGUAAUACUUAUGUCAUAGUCAAUUUAAAUGACUAUCCAAUGAAAGGGACAGAAACAUAAUUUAAAAUUAAUCUUAAGUGAAGCCUACACAAUCACAUAAUCACCAAUGCCUGCUCGCCAAAUUCUCAGCAUUGGAAAAUGAAGGUUGUAUCCACAGCUUAGAUUCCCAAACCACAGAUGCAGAGGAAUAGGAAACUCUUACGAACUGAUGUUGUCUUUAAUACUGAGUAUUCUUGUCAUGGAGAUGAUCAUAAAUUUGAAGAACUAUGAACUUGUGUACUCAAGUUCACAUCAUAUGGUUUGAUAUAGGACUGAGGUCAAAACUCCAAAUGAGGAGAGUGCCAGUUCUAAGAAGAGUAAGAUAUUUAUCUUUAAAGAGCUUGCAACGAUAACCAAAUUUUUAGGGAUGAAACCUUUAUUGGGCAAGGUUGAUUUGGAACUGUUUCCUAAGGAAAAAGAUAGAGAAAAUGAAUCAGGUUGUAGCUGUUACAAGACCUUAUACUAAUGGUGUCAAAGGGGAGAAAAAAUUUUCAGUUGUGGUUCCCAUGGUCUAACCAAUUCCAACCUUGUUAAUGUGAUCAACGACUGGGCUGAAAGGGAUCAACAUCUUCUUUGAUAUUUCAUCUGAUAAAGAACCACGUGAUUGGAAUACCAGAAUGAUAAUAGCUGUUGGUGCAGCAAAAGGACUAAAUUAUCUGUACCGUUGUGCUAAAGCCUGUGUUAUACAGGAUCUAUAGCAUUCAAUAUAUUACUUGAUAGGAGUGGACGUGGGUUUGGACCAUAAGGAAAGGCUCAAGGUAUGGAGAGUGUAUGUUAGGAGAGACCGGGUGAAGGGUAGAGAAGAUGAGGUGGUAGGAGUUGUAACAAAAUUGUCAAACAGUGGGGAAUGAAGAUUUGGUGUAUAUAGGGAAUGAGUAGGAGAGAGAGAGGAGGCUGGUUUUUUACGGGAAAAUUCUGUUAUGGGCAGAGGGCUGUAGCCUCUCUGAAGGAGCAGUGGGGUUGUUUUUCCUUCUGUAUUGCUUUCUUCUACAUCAAAUAAUACAAUCAUUCCCAGAUUUUUCAAUC
Molecule: messenger RNA, 3486 nt
Organism: Abrus precatorius (Indian licorice)
Lineage: Eukaryota; Viridiplantae; Streptophyta; Magnoliopsida; Fabales; Fabaceae
Product: pentatricopeptide repeat-containing protein At1g77405
Exons: 3
Coding region: 71-1423 (450 amino acids)
Molecular function (GO): protein binding
Source: RefSeq, a predicted model, not a curated record